Mugil cephalus (flathead mullet) is the source of this 2524-nucleotide messenger RNA. RefSeq names its product E3 ubiquitin-protein ligase TRIM21-like. The record is from RefSeq and is a predicted model, not a curated record. The transcript has 2 exons. The coding region runs from base 766 to 2448 and encodes 560 amino acids. NCBI's taxonomy places the organism in Eukaryota, Metazoa, Chordata, Actinopteri, Mugiliformes, Mugilidae. Gene Ontology annotation, molecular function: zinc ion binding; protein binding.
AAAAUAGAUGUAAGAUGCAGACUUUUGUACAGCCACAGCUCUGAGGCAGUAAGGGUGAAUCCCCAUUUAUUUUGUGUUAUAUUCAUUUUGAUCCAUUUUCUCCUGUUUUUGUGAGCGUAGGGAAUCAGGUUUUCAUUUUGUAAUUUUGUUUGUUUCCUUGUUUCCUCCCAAGGCUACGCAGACUGGUUGAGAAGUCAGUUUCGUUUUAUUUAUUAUUUUAUCCUGAAGAGUAACUUCCCUUUAUUUUUGUGACUUUGUGCUUUGGUCAGUGAGUCCGUAUCACUCUGUAAACAGCACAACAACAAUGGAAAAUAGAGCAAAUAAGUAAACAAAAGCAACAUUGCAAUAAUAAAUAUAAAAACUGCACCAAUAGGGAAAUGUAGGCUCGUUAAUUGUCAGUCAGUAGCCCUGGUAGUUUCUCUUCCGUGCACCGACGCAUUUAACUAACGGAGUCAGUUCCAGCUGUGAGAUACUGCGGUGAUACUAGGAUUUGAGUAUCGAACUCCAUAUCCACCUUUUACUCCAGGUGAGGGUGGAGACGCUUCUGUCGCGCGCAGACUUGGGGAGAAGCUGCACUCGCGUGAAUUCUGCGACGAGUAAUUUUAGGACAUAGACGGAAAAACUGUAAGUAUCGAGCUCAGCGCGUUAGUAUCGAGCCGAUACCUAUGCUGACCUUGGUAUCGAUAUUUAGAUCGAUACGCCCAGCUCUACUGCACAGACCCUCACUUCACUGUGUCCUCCUCCACAGAAGCCUCAUAUUCUGACAUGUCCACCAAGCCGCCGUGUGAAGAUCAGUUCCUCUGCUCCAUCUGUCUGGAUGUGUUCACCGCUCCGGUCAGCACACCGUGCGGACACAACUUCUGCAAACAGUGCAUCACUCAGCACUGGAGCAUCAACCUCAAAUGCCAGUGUCCGCUAUGCAACGAAGUGUUUCGCCACAAGCCCCAGCUGAGGGUCAACACCUUCAUCUCGGAGCUGGUUGAGCAGUUCAAACACGAAGCUCAGCAGAAAACCAGCAGCAGCUCAAAGCAACAAGUUGCGCGCCCCGGAGACGUUGCCUGUGACGUGUGCACCGGAGCUAAGCUGAAGGCGGCGAAGUCCUGCCCGGUGUGUCUGGUCUCCUACUGCCAGACUCACCUGGAGCCUCACCUGACGGUGUCCAGCCUCCAGAGGCAUCAGCUGAUCCACCCUGUGGACGACCUGGACGCCCGGAUGUGCAGGAAGCACGACAAACCUCUGGAGCUGUUCUGCAGGAGCGAGCAGAGGUGCAUCUGCAUGUUCUGCUCCGUUUUAGACCACAAGGCGCAUGAGGUCGUUCCUCUGAAAGAGGAAUACGAGGUGAAGGAGGCGGAGCUGGAGAAGACGGCGGUCGAGAUCCAGCAGAUGAUCCAGAAGAGACGACUGAAGAUCGAGGAGAUCCAGGAGAUGGUGAUGAUGAGUGAAGACGCCGCAGACAGAGAGAAAGUAGAAGUUGUCCAGGUCUUCUCCGCUCUGAUGGCGUCUGUUGAGAGAGGCCUGAACCAGCUCGUCGAGCGGAUCGAGGAAAGGCAGAGGAAGGUGGUGCAACAGGCCGAAGGCCUCAUCAGAGACCUGGAGCAGGAGGUGUCUGAGCUGAUGAGGAGGAGCUCUGAAGUGAAGCAGCUCUGGGGCUCUGAAGACCACUUCCACCUCCUCCAGAGCUUCUCCUCCCUGGAAGCUGCUCCACCCACUAAAGACUGGACCAACGUCAGCAUCCGUCCACCGUCCUACGAGGGGGCUGUGGUGGCGGCCGUGGCUCAGCUGCAGGAGGCGCUCGGUAAAGACAUGAAUCAGCUGUUUGAGGCCGAGCUGAGGAAGGUCCAGCGGUUUGAAGUGGACGUGACUCUGGAUCCCGACACAGCGAAUCCAGCUCUGAUCCUGUCUGAGGACGGGAAAGCAGUCAGCCACGGCGACACGCAGGGCGACCUGCCCGAGAACCCAGAGAGGUUCUCCUACUACGCUUACGUUCUGGGGAGGCAGAGUUUCUCUUCGGGCAGGUUUUACUUCGAGGUUCAGGUUAAAGGGAAAACCCGGUGGAGUUUAGGAGUGGCCCGAGAGUCCAUCAGCAGGAAGGGGCUCAUCGCGCUGAGGCCUCAGAAAGGCUGCUGGAUGCUGAGCCUGAGGAACGACAGCGAGUACAAAGCUCUGGCUCGGCCCGUGGUCAGCCUGUCCCUGAGGUCCCGUCCCCAGAAGGUGGGGGUGUUUGUGGAUUAUGAGGACGGUCUGGUCUCCUUUUACGACGUGGACACUGCAGCUCUCAUCUACUCCUUCACCGACUGCAACUUCUCCGACAAACUUCACCCAUUCUUUGGUCCCGGGAUGAACGACGGGGGCAAGAACAAGGACCCCCUCAUCAUCUGCCCCGUCAAUCAAACGCCGAACCCGCUUCACGAGACCCGGACAGACAGACAUGAUGUUACAAACGAGUGAAUAAAUGAUCAUUUCAUGAAUAUCAUUUAAAAUGUGAAACGUGUUCCUUACAGAGCAGGAAAAAUAAAGGACGUUU